AUGCAUGCCGUGUCCGAUACACUUCUUUGGGUUCAGUUGCAUCGCUUGGACCAGCUCGUGGGAGAUGGGCGAGCAAUGGCCGACGGCUGUGGCGCUGUUGAGCGAGGUGUGGGAGGCGAAGCAGCUGGAGCCCGAAGCCAUCUAUUCCACGGGUCAGCCCUAGUCAGCUACAGCGCUGGGAUCAGCGCGUGCGAGAAGGGCGAGCAGUGGCAGCCGGCGCUUGCGCUGCUGAGCGAGAUGUGGGAGGCGAAGCUGGAGCCCGACGUCAUCAGCUACAGCGCUGGGAUCAGCGCGUGCGGGAAGAGCGAGCAGUGGCAUCGGGCGCUUGCGCUGCUGAGCGAGAUGCGGGAGGCGCAGCUGGAGCCCAACGUCAAUCUCGCUCUGUGCCCCAGACGACCUGAUUGA
Prorocentrum cordatum is the source of this 405-nucleotide messenger RNA. Lineage: Eukaryota; Dinophyceae; Prorocentrales; Prorocentraceae. The record is from the annotation of a GenBank genome assembly.